AGCAAUGGCAUCUUCAUCAUCAUCUUCAUCACAUGUUAACAUUAAGUCUGGUCCCAUCGAUGCUGAUGUAUUAUGGAUGCAACCUAAACAUGUUUCAGAACAUGUUUGGAAUGGGGAAGAAGAUAGGAAAUUACAUAUCAGACGAGCUGUCCCCACGUAUCAAGGGGAAGAACAAAUUCCUGAGCAAAUUUUUCCUUUUCUUCUACAAUCUGGUUUCGCCUGGAUUAUCAAGAUGGGGUACUUAAAAAUAAAUGCCUCAUUAAUUAGUGCUCUGAUUGAAAGAUGGAGGCCAGAAACACAUACCUUUCACAUGAGAUGCGGAGAAUGUACUAUUACUCUCCAAGACGUCUCUGUAUUGUUAGGUAUAAGUGUGGAUGGUUUACCAUUAAUCGGUCCAACAAAUCUUGAUUGGGCUGAUUUAUGUGAGGAAUUAUUGGGAGUCAGACCACAAGAAGAUGAAAUUAGAGGUAGUGUGGUUAAAUUAAGUUGGCUGGCUCACCAUUUUGCCCAAAUAAAUAAUGACGACGACGAAGAACAAGUACGAAGGUUUGCCCGUGCAUGGAUAUUGAGAUUCAUUGGAGGUGUCUUGUUCGUUGAUAAAAGCAGUAACAAAGUUUCGCUAAGAUACCUUCAAUUUUUACGUGACUUUGAAGAAUGUGGCAGAUAUGCAUGGGGAGCUGCCGUACUUGGUUUUCUAUACAGAGAGAUGUGCAAUGCCACCGAUUAUAAAACUAAAUCAAUCGGAGGUAUGUGCAUCUUACUACAAAUGUGGGCAUGGGAACGAUGUCCAACCUUGGCUCCAAAGAGGACUCCUUCCCAAGUAGAAAAUACACCACUGGGGCAUAGGUGGCUGCGACGUGGAAACCAACAUAUCGGCAAUGAUGAUGUGAGAGUUUUUCGUCGCAAGUUAGAUAUUAUGAAACGUCAUGAGUUUGUGUGGGAGCCGUACCCAUCAACCGUAAUAUCACUGUUGCCUCCCGUUUGUUUAGUCGGAAGUCUCGCGUGGUACGCGGUGGUGCCACUAAUUUGUUUCCAAGUUAUUGAGUGGCACCAACCGGACAGAGUAUUGAGACAAUUUGGGAUGCAACAGCCAAUUCCAGAGUCUCCUUCACAACCCUUAAACAUUCAUGGCAUAACAUUGAAAGGGAAACAUGACGAAAAUUGGGGGCAAUUGUUCGCCCCAAUGAUUGAUCAGUGGAAUAAUCGCCAUGCAUUUAGGGUCGACGCUUAUCCCCGACAAGAAGGCCUAUUGAGUUUUAACUCGGACUACAUGGUCUGGUAUAGGCGAAAGACAAAGAUGUUUGUUGACCCAGCAAAUGCAAAGACGGCUACAUUGGGUGAAGUUGCGGAGGCAUUACAAUACAUGGUGUCUCCUCAAGGGAGGAAUACAUGCACAUUUGAUGAUCUCGUGCCUUAUGUGGAAAAAAUUACAAUUUUAUCCGAAGAGCAAGAGAGAGUCACUGAGCCAGUGUCACAUGGUCCCGCAUCAGAGCGUCAAUUUCCUGCACAACAGUUUCACAUGCUUCAGUCAAGUAUUGAAACUCAGGGGAUAGACAGAAGAAGGGACAUUGUUGAAGCGGAAGAAUAUUCCCAACAAAUGGCGGAGCGUGGCCAUGGAAUGUAUUACACGCCACAAACAUUUGCUGAGUAUCCGACCCAGAUGUAUCAAUAUCCUUUUCAGGGUCAUCACACUGAUACUUCUGCAAGCCAGCAAUCGUUCGGUGGUGUUGCGGAAACACAAGCUCAUUUUUCAUGGCCCACAAUGACCCCUUCACAGCAAUAUCAUGGCCCAAUUCCAACACCUAAUGCCCCGUUAGGAACACAAUGGAAUGUACCGGGACCAAUACCUAAUACGGGUGACUUAUUCGGUGUUGAUUUGCGGCACGCAUUUUCUGCGGAGGCUGACGAAGAAGAAGCGGGGAGGCAUCGGGGCAGAAGAAAUCCUGAUCGCCAAGCACGAAGAUGGGAUCGACCAUGUGGCACAUCCUCACGACAUCACGGACACCAAAAUGAAUGAUUUGCAUGUCUUCGUUUAUUAAGCCUUUGUUGUAUAUUUGUAAUUUGACAUUCAUGGCGUAAUGUAUGAUAUUCAGUUUAUUAAGGCUUACUUAUGGAUAAUAUUUAUGUCGCGUAUCAAACUAUAAUAAUCAAUGAACCGUAAACCAAAUAAAACUCAAAAACUAACCCCUAA
Glycine soja is the source of this 2191-nucleotide messenger RNA. Its product is annotated as serine/threonine-protein phosphatase 7 long form homolog. Bases 5 to 2017 code for a protein of 670 amino acids. Gene Ontology annotation, biological process: meristem maintenance; meristem development. Lineage: Eukaryota; Viridiplantae; Streptophyta; Magnoliopsida; Fabales; Fabaceae. The record is from RefSeq and is a predicted model, not a curated record. The transcript is spliced from 4 exons.